CGGAAAAAUAGGUAAGAGAAUCCAAGACGCAAAAUUCGGCGAGUGCGCCGUGAUGAGCAACGGGAGCACGGACAACGAGGAUGCGGACCUCCCGACCCUUGACGAGGACCGCGAGUUGCGCAAGAAGAUUCUGUCGAGGAGGAAGCAGCAACGGUAUCGCAAGCGGAUCGUCGCCGACAACGACGGACUUCGCGCGCACGCUCGUGAUUUAGAGCGGGAACUGCAUCGACUCAAGGCCGAGACGAAGCAAAGCGAUCUCGUCCCACAUGUAUUGCCAUGGCAGCAGGUUGCGAAAGCCUUGAUGGAGGAGCGCGAUUCGUCCCUGGAGACGAACGCGUUUCUCAAGGCAAAGUGUCGAAACUACCGCGACGUGAUUGCGAAGCUCGGCGAAUGGGCGCAGACAGUGUUUGGUCUACCGACACAGCCACGAACGGACAUCAACACGUGGCGCACCGUGCGACUGGGAACCGACCCCAUGCUGCGCGGCAAUGGAAUCGAUUGGAUCACACGUCACCUCUAUCACAACACGGACGCGAUGCUGGAGCGAUAUCGCUUCUCUGCGAUUCCAUCUCGUGGUGUGUACAGUGAGGACGACAUCGACGUGACCGAUUCGGACGGGUUCCGCUGCAUUCACCGGUUCCACGGCGAUGUCGCACAGUCCGUGGAAGGCAUUGCUUCAGCCUUGCGCAGCAACAUUUGGAAGUUCCUUCUCGUAGGGAUGCUCAGCACGAUGGAACCUGAGACGAUUGGCGGGGGCGGCGGUGGACCGGCCGACAUUUACCGCCAUACGCUGCUCAGCACGGUCGAGUCGGUGAAUCUCGUGAGCCGGGAAUUCAAAGACGCUCACCGAACGACCUUUGUCGGUGAGCAAGUUGAAGACGACGAAGCAUUGCCGACCGACGGAAAGCGCCAGCGGCGACGCUUGCUCUGGAUUGUCCUGGACGAACUCGCGCCGAUGCUGACCAAGGUCCGAGUGCUCUUCAUGCUAUCGCACUCUUUCACGAAGCAGGGCUACCUGCCGCUCGAAGACGAAGCCAAGCUGUGGGGGUGCACCCUCGACGGCGUAACACCGACUGGCGACUCGUUCAAAUACGCAGACGACGCCACGAUCAAGGCGCAGGUAUUCAAGCGCCACGUCAACCAAGUAACCCAACGCUUUCGACUGAUGGGCCAGAAGCGGUUUGUGAGUGCGCUGACCCCGGCCCCCGAUCACCGUCCUGGUACUCCCAUCCUCCUUACCGAGUGAUCGUCGGUCUCUCCGCCAAGCCACCCGUGUAACCCUUGUUUGAGCGUUUGGAUUUGUCAUGUUGUCAAAAAUUCGUUUCUCUCCUGUUCCGUCGCACGUUCGGCAUCUCUCCCGUCGACGCUUCUUGGCGGCGGCUCAGCGAUGUCGCCCCUCUUGGACUUGAUGACCGCGUAGCCGACGCUUUGUGCAUUUGCCGCGACUUGAUAUCCACGAGAGUUUUUUCAUUCUCGACGACGUUGACUCUGGCAACUCGAUUCA
Molecule: messenger RNA, 1504 nt
Organism: Aphanomyces invadans
Lineage: Eukaryota; Oomycota; Saprolegniomycetes; Saprolegniales; Verrucalvaceae
Exons: 4
Coding region: 53-1246 (397 amino acids)
Source: RefSeq, a predicted model, not a curated record